CUGACAGAUUAAGUGAACAAAAGUAGAAGCAAAGCUAUAAGUUGCAUCUAAUCGUGAUUUUUUAACGACUGAUACGUUCUUUAAAAGCAUGUCCGUGACCUUUGCUCAACGCGGCAGACCACCACCGAAUCCUGCUCAAAUACAGAAGAUGCUUGAUGAAAACAGUCAGCUUAUACAGACAAUACAAGAAUAUCAAAAUAAAGGAAAACCUCAAGAAUGUAUACAAUAUCAACAGAUGUUACAUCGCAAUUUGGUAUAUUUAGCAUCCAUUGCUGAUGCAAAUCAAAAUAUACAAGCAUUACUACCACCUCCACAAGGAAUUCCUAAUGGUCCCCAACAUGGUAUGAUGAAUCCACAAGGCCUUCCUAAUGCUCCUACAGGAUCAAGUGGACCUGGAGGUGAUAUGUCUCCAAAUACUCAACCAACUUUACCAAUGUCAAAUUUUAGUCAAGGGCAACCAAUGACACAAGGUGGAUACCGUGGUCCAGUUAUGCCUGGACAAGGACCUGCUAUAAAUAGACCACCCACUGCACCUGGACCACAGCAAUAUAGAGGACCUCAAGGUUACCCUCAACAACCGUCUCAACAAAGUUAUCCUACACAAUAUACCAAUCAAAAUCCUGGCACCAAUUAUCAAGGACCACAGGGAGCUGCGUAUACUCCAGGUCAACCAAAUCAAUAUGGACCACCGAAUACCUCUCAACAACAGGGAUACAGCACAUCGACCCAACCGAAUUAUGGUCCUCCAACUACUGUGAAUAGUUACGGACCUCAACCAGGUGGAUAUCCACCACCAGGGACAACUCAGCCUCCUACAGGAUAUGGUCCACCACCACCGAAUCAGCAAGGCUAUCCUCCUUCUAAUCCUUCUCAACAAAAUUUUGCAUCAAGCGGACAACAGCAACAACCUGGUCAAUACGGUAGUCCUAGUCCACAACCAAAUUAUCAACAGCCACCAUCUCAAGCUCCACCUCAAAAUGCGUACGGGGGUGGUCAACCCGGAAAUUAUCCUCCUCCUUCGUCGCAAGCAUACGCAAAUAAUGUUCCACCGCAAAAUUAUCCGGCUCCUCCUACUUCUAGUGCUCAGCCUCCUCAGCCAGGAUCUCAACAAAGCACUGGCCCUCAACCAAAUUAUGGUAAUCAGCCAAGUCCCGGUCCUGGUGCAACACAAUACGGUCCAGUUUCUACAUCUCCACCGUUCAGUACUGCUUCUGCAAGUGGAGUAAAUACUUACGCUCAGAGUAGCCAACCAACAAGUACACCAUCUGCUUCCACUCAAACUUAUCCGCCAAAUAGCGCUCCACCACCUACUUCACAAGGUGGAAAUUAUGCUCCGCCAGGACCUGCUCCGUCCGGAUAUCCCGUGCAUCAAGCACCUCAUCCAUCAUCGCAUCCGCCACAUCAACCGCCGCAUCAGUCUCCACAUCAACCUCCUCAUGCUCCUCAUCAACCACCUCAUCAAUCAUCUCAUCAAUCAACUCAUCAACCUCCAGCGCAUCAAUCUCCGCAUCAACCUCAACAAUCUCAACAACAAUCUCAGACACCGCCACAGUCUCAACAGCAACAAUCUCAAAGUCCUGCUCCAAGUGGAUUUCAACCACCUUCAGGACCUCCACAAGGUCCUGCUCCGCCUCCAGGUCCACAACCUCAGCCUGGGUAUGGCCCAGCUACCACGCAAACAUAUGUACCACCAACACCAGGUGGACAACCACAGGUAUAUACUCCUCAUCCACCUCAAGGUGGUCAACAUUAUGGACAUCCACAGUAUCCUCCUCAAAGUUAUCCUCCACCGCCAGCAGGACAAGGAUAUCCUCAAUAUCCACCGCGACCACCUGGUGGUCAUAUGCCUCCUCCUCCUGGACCUCAAGGACCUCCUCCACCAAAUCAGUAUGGUGGUUACGGAUAUCAACCACCUCCACAAUAGAGUAUAUAUUAAU
This is a messenger RNA of Frieseomelitta varia, 1937 nucleotides long. Its product is annotated as basic salivary proline-rich protein 2. The coding region runs from base 89 to 1924 and encodes 611 amino acids. Gene Ontology annotation, biological process: positive regulation of transcription by RNA polymerase II. The record is from RefSeq and is a predicted model, not a curated record. The transcript has 6 exons. Gene Ontology annotation, cellular component: nucleus. Gene Ontology annotation, molecular function: transcription coactivator activity. NCBI's taxonomy places the organism in Eukaryota, Metazoa, Arthropoda, Insecta, Hymenoptera, Apidae.